AUGACCAUUGCUACAUUGCCAGAGGGUGAUUUUCAGCAUUCACAAGAUGCAAUAGCCAAUGUAGAUAAAGCAGCCUUCUACACGCUGGAUUUUGAGCAACUCGCCAUCAAAGAAGCCACUGAGAAUGCCGCUCAAGUGAAUAACAGCUCGCCAUCAAAGAGUAUGUAUACGAAUUCCACGAUUGUACAGAAGCCAGACGAAGUUCGAUCCAGCGUCACCUCCAAUACGCAAAGAGAGAGUUCAGAUAAUAGCAUCCCAGCCAUCGGAACACCCACUUUGGUUCAUGAUUCCCCACAUCAAUCGCCCUCCUUGCAACAUGCUAGACCUGUUCAGCAGCAACUACAACCACAACCACCACCACCACCACCACCACCACAGCAACUUUCGCCAUCUGCUCAGCAUGUAAGACCCAUGAGUUACUCGCCUCAAUUCCAAGAUGCGAGACUGCAGCACUCUCCUUCCAUGCAAGCAAGACCUGCGUACAAUUAUAACAGCAAUCCUGUGAAUAGACAACCUUCCACCAUGUAUCAUCCUCACCAGCAGCAGCCAUCACCUCCACAGGCUCAAUUCCAAUAUAGGCAAGGUGCACCAUUACCGCCACAAUCCAAUAUGAUGUCACAUCAAGGUAUGCCACCUCCAUCAUCCGUGUCGCCUCAACAGCACAUGAGCUACAAUAGGCCUCCACCACCGCCAUCACACACCUAUUACCAAAACUAUGGUCCCAUGAGGCCAAUGAUGCAACCACCACGUCCACCUCAACACCCACAUCAUAAUUACAAUGGUGGGCCGCCUUCCAUUGCACCCACGGACAACAGUUAUUUGGCUGACAGCUCACUAUCCGUUGCCAAUUCAGCUGGCAAGCGACCCAAGAAGAGUCAGUUUCCUCCUGCCACCAAAGAGAACCUAGAGAUGUUUCGUAACGAGGCAAGAAAUGGAGAUCCACGAGCCACCUUGGAUCUUGCCAAAUUUCUACUCGAAGCAGCUAAUCAAUUAUGCAUGGAUGAGCAAGAUCCCAAAAGAACAAAGAAGGCACGUGAAAACAUGAUUAUGGAAGCACAGAAAAUUGUCAAGAAAUUAGCCACUCAUUCAGGCAUGGGAAAGCAAGGCUAUCCAGAGGCUCAAUUCUUCCUCGCCAACUGCUAUGGCACAGGCAGCAUGGGCCUGCAGACGGAUCCAGAAAAGGCGUUCGCACUGUACAUACAAGGCUCAAAACAGAGUCAUCCUGGCUGUACGUUUCGAGCAGCUGUAUGUUAUGAGGUCGGUGCUGGCACCAAGAGAGACAAGAACCAUGCCAUACAAUUCUAUAGAAAGGCUGCUAAUUUGGGUGAUAAUGUGGCCAUGUACAAGCUGGGCAUGAUCCUGCUCAAGGGGUUCCUGGGCCAGCCAAAGAAUCCCAGAGAAGGCAUCUCUUGGUUGAAGCGCGCGUCUCAAGAAGCAGACGAGGAUCACCCGCAUGCAUUGCAUGAACUUGGUUUGGCGUAUGAAAAGGAAGGCAUCCCCUCUGUCAUUCCUGAUCUCAACUAUGCAAGAGAGCUGUUCACGCAAGCUGCUCAGUACGGCUAUGCUCCAUCCCAAUUCAAGCUCGGUUUGGCCUACGAGAAUGGCUUCCUCAAUUGCCCUGUGGAUCCUCGUCGCUCCAUUGCAUGGUAUUCUAAGGCUGCUGAGCAAGGCGAUGUGGAAGCGGAAUUUGCGCUCUCUGGAUGGUACCUGACUGGCGCUGAAGGUGUGUUGCCUCAGAGCGAUAACGAAGCGUAUCUAUGGGCUCGCAAGGCAGCUGAUCGUGGUAAUGCAAAGGCAGAGUAUGCAGUGGGAUAUUACACGGAGACUGGCACUGGUGUGCGCCAGAACCUGGAUGAAGCCAAGCGGUGGUAUAUGCGAGCAGCAGCACAGAAUUACCGCAGAGCAAUGCAACGUUUGACAGAGCUAAAAUACGGCGGUGCUCGCCCUCAACAAAGACGUAAACACACGCGUGAUGAAAAGAACACUUCUUCUAAUUCAAAGGAUUCUGAAUGUACAAUCAUGUAA
Molecule: messenger RNA, 2025 nt
Organism: Mucor velutinosus
Lineage: Eukaryota; Fungi; Mucoromycota; Mucoromycetes; Mucorales; Mucoraceae
Exons: 1
Coding region: 1-2025 (674 amino acids)
Molecular function (GO): protein binding
Source: RefSeq, a predicted model, not a curated record